Lytechinus variegatus (green sea urchin) is the source of this 7895-nucleotide messenger RNA. RefSeq names its product mothers against decapentaplegic homolog 4-like. Gene Ontology annotation, cellular component: heteromeric SMAD protein complex. NCBI's taxonomy places the organism in Eukaryota, Metazoa, Echinodermata, Echinoidea, Temnopleuroida, Toxopneustidae. The transcript is spliced from 12 exons. The record is from RefSeq and is a predicted model, not a curated record. Gene Ontology annotation, molecular function: RNA polymerase II cis-regulatory region sequence-specific DNA binding; I-SMAD binding; DNA-binding transcription factor activity, RNA polymerase II-specific. The coding region runs from base 526 to 2541 and encodes 671 amino acids. Gene Ontology annotation, biological process: anatomical structure morphogenesis; BMP signaling pathway; regulation of transcription by RNA polymerase II.
GCCCGCAUAUGUACACACGCAAGCCGCUGCGAUCGCGAAAGUUAUGAUAGACGCUGGUGAAUCCCUCCUCGACAACACUGAUUUUGAUGAGCUCCUGCUAUCUAACUUUGUCCUGUAUAUUCUGUUUCUCAGCUGAAGUGUUACUUUACUCUAAUAUGUAGGCCGAAUUCCAGUUUUUCAACCAAAAAUAUUGUCAUCACUGCUUUGUUCCGAACUGCACCAGUAUCAGUUGAACUUGGUUCGCUUGUUGUGAAUGGAAGUUGACUUGAGAAGUUGAGGAGCCUGUUUAGCCUGGCUGUAUUUACAGUCGAGAGGAGCAGUGACGUGCUUUUAGUUUUGCAUGUGGAGCAACCCUGUCUAAGUUAGCCUGACAUGCUUGAGGAACUCCUUGGACAGAUGCCUUGGUUCAUGGUGUAGCAGAAAAUACACCAAAUUUUAUUUUGCGGUUGCAGAAGUGGCACAUUUUAGACCGGUUUUGAGGUGACCAUUAGUGUCAUCUACCCCACAGUCAAGCUGGCGUACCCAAUGGGAACGAUGGCGGGGGCACCCACGAGUGCCGAUGCCUGUCUUAGUAUAGUACACAGCCUCAUGUGCCAUCGCCAGGGAGGAGAAUCGGAAUCUUUUGCAAAGAGGGCCAUUGAAAGUUUGGUGAAAAAACUGAAAGAGAAGAGAGAUGAGCUGGACAGCCUUAUCACAGCCAUUACCACAAACGGCGCACAUCCCAGUAAAUGUGUCACGAUACAAAGGACAUUGGAUGGCAGGUUACAGGUUGCUGGGAGGAAAGGUUUUCCACAUGUGAUUUAUGCCAGGAUAUGGAGAUGGCCUGAUUUGCACAAAAAUGAACUAAAACACUUGAAAUUCUGUCAGUAUGCAUUUGAUCUGAAAUGUGACAGUGUGUGUGUAAAUCCAUACCACUAUGAAAGAAUUGUGUCGCCUGGAAUUGAUCUGACUGGGCUAACAUUACAACACACAGGUGAGAGAACCAAUGUACAUACCGCAGGUCCUCCACGUGUGGUUAAAGAUGAGUUUGGAGGAGAAUGUAUUCAGGUGGAGCAGAACAUAUCCCACCCUCCCGGCAUGAGCAACGGGGGGAUCCAGAACAUCCAGCACCCUGCCGUACCCCUGGGCCAACCCCAUGGUCCACCCCAUGGCCCUCCCCACAGUUCAUCUCAUCUCCCGUCGCAUGGAUCACCUCACGUGUCAUCACACGGCUCCCCCCACGGAGCACCUGGGCCGUCAUCGGCUGGGCUCAGCGAUUUCAACCGUAUGCUGGCACAUCAACAAGGUCAAGUUCCUCCGCCAGUUUCCAUGCCCCCACAUUCCAUGGGUAUGCCUUCCAUCCCCCCACCAGCCCAUCAACAGCCCCCUUUCUCUGCUCCAGGUCCAUCUCAAGCCCUCUCCACUCCUCCGGUUCCUGCCCCUCCGGCUCACUCGACACCCCCUCAACCAGCCCAGCCAUCUCCUGCCAUGCACGCCAGUCAUGCAUCGGUUCCACAAGGUGCCCCACUAGCUCCAGGUCCCAGUUCAUCGGGUGGUCCAGGCCCAUCUGGUCCACCUCCUCCUCCAACCCAACAAGCCCCUAGUCAAGGACCACCGUCUGCUCCUCCCAUGCCACAACAGACUUCUCAGGGUCCUACAUCACCUGUACCAAACAUGACCUCUUCAUCUUUCCAGAGAAGUAAUUCCGAGUCAUGGGGAGGUGCAGGUCCUAGCGGGAGUACCCUCAACUACCGUCAGGGUGUCAACCCACAAGGUGUGAGUGGACAGAAUCAGUUUCAUGGUUACCAGAUGCCAAAGGACAAUGCAGCAGUGGAACCACCCCUAUCAACUCAACCAGCUCCAGAGUAUUGGUGUUCAAUAGCCUACUUUGAACUUGAUACCCAAGUUGGCGAGAUCUUCAAGAUCCAGUCCUCCUGUCCUACGGUGAAGGUAGAUGGCUAUGUAGAUCCCUCAAGAAUGGACAGAUUUUGCUUAGGACAGUUAUCCAAUGUACAUAGAACAGAGAGCAGUGAGAAAGCAAGGCUUCACAUCGGUAAGGGUGUACAGCUGGAGCUGAAAGGAGAAGGUGACGUGUGGGUCAGGUGUCUUAGUGAUCAUGCUGUCUUUGUUCAAAGCUACUACCUUGACAGGGAAGCCGGACGAGCACCCGGUGAUGCAGUUCAUAAGAUAUAUCCUACAGCAUACAUCAAGGUAUUUGAUCUCAAGCAAUGUUAUGCCCAGAUGAAGUCACAAGCAGCCACAGCUCAGGCAGCGGCAGCUGCUCAAGCAGCAGCUGUAGCAGGACAUGUACCUGGUCCAUCAUCCGUAGGGGGAAUAGCACCAGCAGUCCGUUACUCGGCUGCAGCAGGGAUUGGAGUGGAUGACUUGAGGCGACUGUGUAUAUUACGGAUGAGUUUUGUGAAGGGUUGGGGUCCAGACUACCCACGACAGAGCAUCAAGGAGACUCCAUGUUGGAUUGAAAUUCACCUUCACAGAGCACUUCAACUCUUGGACGAGGUCCUUCACACGAUGCCUCUCAUGGAACCGCAUCCUAUAGACUGAGCCAUCUCAUUGGCAUGGCAACAAACUUUAUAUCUGAUUUUUGCAGCGAAUGAGGAUUCUCAUGGUAUGUGUGACUUGACAAACGAGGCUGCGAUUAUAUCACUUUUGCCCUUCGCUGCAUUCAAAGGAAAGACUUGGAAAAGGACCCUUCAAAAGGCUGUGAAGCUUUACAGAUGAGCUCCUUUGAAUCGUGUGUGAAGUUGCGGCAUGUUUUCUAUUUCAUAUCAGGCCUCAUAGCUCGGCUGAAUGAAUUAUCCCAUGGUGGAAUCUGUUUUAAAAUUAUUGAGAGACACAAGGUCUGUGUUGAACCUUGCCAGUGAAACCAAAGGAGGAAUGGUGCUAUGUUUACAGGGGAACUUGUUUGCUUGGAGUUCAUGCAACUCUUUCUUGGCAUUACAGAAGAGUACAAUACAAAUGCAUCUGGCUGAUUAUUGCUGAAUUUGGAAAUCUGAUUUUGUUGGGCCUGACCAAUCAGCUAUAGACCUUAUGCAUGUGAAGUCAUCGCGCCGCCAUCUUAGUGGCUGAAGCCCACGCAUUGGUGAUCUGCAGCUGCAUCUCUGACAACUCUGUUUAGGCAUAUUCCCAUGUCCUCUAAGGGAGGGCGCUAUUGAGAUUAUCAUCAUAUGCAUAAGGCCUAUUGAGAGAAACUGAUGUGAUGGAAGAUGGAUAUUACUUUAUUCAAAUAGAUUCACAGAGAAAAGAAAAUGUGGGUGGAGUUUUUAGUUGUAAUGCACAUGAAAACAGCAGAUAGAGGGAGAGAGAAAGAGAGUACUGGGGUAUGAAAGACACAGGAGAUUAUUACAAAGGCCAAGGCAAUUGAUUUUUUGGUAGGCUUACCAUCACCAUGUUGUCAUUUAUUUGUUUACAAAUCAAGAUGAAAUAUUACAAUAUUACUAUUACAAGAUGAUCGUGUGCUUAAUUGAUUACAGGUAUGAUACUUUACUUUGCACAUCUCACCAGAGCCAGAGAUGCCUAAAACCAUGGAGAUCAUUCUCUUGAAGCAUCUUUGCAGUAAUUUUCACUGACAAACCUGCUCUCAUCCAAUGGGAUGCAAGUAUUUCAGUAGCUUGGUACUGUCAGUGAAAAUCACUGACAUAAAUUGCAUCGUGAAAUGUGGGCCCAGGCCUUGAAAGUUUAGACAUUGGUUUAUUACUCUUGUGAGGUGCAAUAUAAACAUGUGGGGUUACAACAUUAGCAAUAAAUACAAUGAAGAUGAACUAACUUGGUGUGAUCAAAUCUGUCAUUUCUUUCUUUUUUCUACUGAGGUUUAGUCUUUUGGCAUGUGAACAAAAAUACUGAGGCAGAAACAAAAAAGAACCUUGCCUCAUUUCUUUCUUUGGAAGCACUCUUUGUGAUGUUUCUAAAGUGCGUUGCUAAACACGUGUAUUUAUAUGAAAAUAUUGUGAAUAUUGUAUCAUAUGGAUAUUUCUGAGUCGCUAUUAUGUUUGUAAUUUUCUCAGUUAUAAUUUUUCUUCUUCAUUUUACAGAUUGUUGAAUUUUGAGUAGUACUAUACUGAAAAAAAUAAAUACCCUUCAAGCUUUCUGUUGAUGUAGAUCAUGUACUAUUUUUUUUUCUAUGUCUUCCAUGAAUAUCAUGCUAUUGAAUGAUCAGGUGAUUUCAUGGGGAGUGCUGUUCUCUUCUUCAAACUGCUUUAAAUGCUUGGGGUUUAAAAAUGUGAUCUCAUUCCCUAGUGAGUUUUACUUGUAAAUAACUUUGUUGAUAUUUAGCUUGAUUUAGCAGAAAUAUAUGUACAUUGUCUCCUGAUGAGGACUUUUCUUCGAUCAUUUCUGACUGACUCGUGUGUUGAUUUCAAAAUGACUUCCUGAUUUAAUGCUGCCUGUAUACUUUCAUUAACUUGAAGAGAUGAAAUGCCCCAUACUAGUGCAAAUACAAAGUUUUUAAAGUUUAAGGAAUGUGAAUUUAUCAAUAACACCAGUGAACUUUUCAACCAUAGUUUGGACACAAUCAUGAUCUUCAAGAGUCAGGUUUAUAAAAGACAGAAUUCUUGAUUCAUUUAGGAAUAAAUGAGAACAGAAUUAUUCAAGGAACACACACAUUGCUUAUUAAAGAAAUCUCUAUUUUUCAUGCCACUUGUUUGCUGAUAUAUAUUUUAUGAUCAAUACCUGAAUGCAAUGCUUGCUGCUUUAUGUAGAGUUGGUAUAAAUGAGUUAUACCAGUUUGAAUCAUGAUUAUUCAAAAUCUGCGAACAAAUUUAUUUGAACAAAAUACAGUUUAUAUUAGUGUUAUCAGUCAUGGUAUGAUUUUCAUUAUUAAUGAGCUUAUCUGAAAUACGUAAGAAGAUAUUGUUUUUUUCUUCUCAAAUGCCUGAUCAAGGUCUUGUAUACCUGUAUGUGUUUUUCUUGAGUACAUCCUCAGAAUUCCUUUGCCUUUGUUUAUGUGAAGAUCAUGUACAGUUUUAUGUUUUACAACUUUAUGCAAGUAUCUGCAACCAUUUUGCAUUGUGUGUAUGUCGGAAGAAAUGUCAUACAUAUAGUCUGUUGGAUGAAUGAAAGCAUGUCAUUUGUGAAUCAUUAUUAUAAUGCAUUUGCAAGAGUGAAUAUAUCCAAUCAAAUAUUUUGUCAUGUUGCUAUUCAACUUUGUUCACAGUCAAAGGAGAAUGAUACCCUUCAUCUUGGUGCAAGUUAGCUUGUGUGAAAGCAGAAAAAUGAAAGAAUGAGUAAAUAUGGACAAGAAAUAAGGAAUUUAUGAGCAUUUGAGUGUUGGGAUUACUAAUGCUCACUGGCAAUGAGAACGAGAUCUGUGAUGUCACACAUGUACGGCUCUCCGCUUUGGUACUGAAAAUAUACCCUAAACAUCUCUUUUUGCUCAUUCUCUAAUAUGACGAAAAUUUCAUUCAGGAUACAAUGUUGUCAAACCUCAUUUAAACACUCGCAUAAAAAGAGAAGACCCAUUCAUGAAAAAGACUAGAUUCAUUAUUACAAUACAUACAGUAAAGUAAUUGAAAAGUGGUACAGUGUGUGACGUCACAGAUUUUGCAUUACCAAUAGAAGGAUCUACAUUGUAUUAGUGAUCCCAAUAUCCAAAUUCUCAAACUUUCAUUGAUCUUUCUAUUUCAUAUGAAUUCAACUGGUUUCCAAGGGUUUUUCUCCGUUAAGCAGCUUAUUUUUCAAGAGAACUAGAUUCAUGCACAACAUAAUUCUCUUUAAUCUAUCCUUACUGCCAUUUUCAAAUACUCUAUGAACUGGUUCAAACAUUUCAUCUAAACUGAAAUGCACAAUGUACAGGCAUGAAUAUUAUGGACUUCUGUAUUUUCCAAUUCACAUGCAUUUGUUAGUAGUAGGUAUAUGAACUCUUGCAAUUUCAAUAAAAGGGCAUUGUUUGAAAAUAUUUUUUUUCUUGAAAUUGAAUCUGAUUAUACAUACAUUUACUUCUGUUAGAUAAUUGAAUGGGAGUUCAGAUAUUCACCUUUCUAUUUUGGUGUAGACAAAACAAUUCACAUUAAAUAAAUAGGGAACUUCCCCUUUUGUUUGGGUUUAAACAGUGGGUCAGUAUUUGGGGUUUACUAAAGAUUAGUAGGUUUGAUAUAUAUAUAUUUUACAUUCAGAUUUUGACUUGCAAGGUGAUAUGGUAUGUGUGUAUUCCUAUGAUGCAGGAGUUUUGUAUUCCAAAGUCAAAACUUGCCACAAAAUGAAUGUUCACUGGAAAUAACUUGAAGUGCACAGUAUUAUUAUGACUACUAAGAUAACCGCAUCUUGAUCUAGCUCCUGAUGUCAAGUCUCAAAGAAUACACAAGCCCAUCAAAUAUUUGUCACACGACUUCAAUUACUGCUAUAUUAUGACCCAUUCAAGGCCACUCGUGAUUAUAAACGUUUUCUUGUAUGUAAUGCAAUGAAUUGAAUUUGUGAAGUAAUUUAUUGUACACACGUAAUGUUUCACUUGUAUCAUGUACAGUGGUGUGUAAAUGUAUUGUUUGAUCAGUGCAUAAUAAUAAAAUUGAUGAGUUACUAUGGAAUUAUAAGCAAGCUGUUGAAAGGUGAUUCAUUUCAUUUUGUGCUGUACAUUUGUACCACACACCCUCUUCCCCAUUCUCUGUUAUUCAUGCAAAAUCAUCUUAUCAUUGUCCCUUAUGUUGGUGAUUUUCGCAAAUAAUGUGAUUGGAUUUUAUAGCAACUUUGUCAAGUAAUACAAGAUGCUGCUUUAUAUGUUCCCCUAGGCCCUGCAUAAAAAAGAAUUGAGAUUGGUUGAUCCAGUAAUCAAAAACAUCUCAAAUGCAUAUUGUCCAUUAUUUUAAAAAUGUUUUCUAAACAUGAUGUAUAUUCAUGCGUGCACCAUUGUCUUGACAAUCUAGUAUGCCUCUCUUUGUUUCCUGUUUGAAAUAUUAUGACAUUUCCAUAGGUGAGGUUGAUCAGGGGCCAGUUUCAUAAGGGACUUGCAUCUGUUGCAUCUACCAUGGUAACAGGGCUCAGCAGCCAAUCAUAAUCAAGGUCUCCAUGAUGGUAGUUGCCACAAUGGCAAAGUUACAACAGUUGCAAGUCCUUAAGGAAACGGGCCCCAGAUCAAUCAACGUUCCACACUAAAACCAAAUUCCAAAGAAUCCAAACUGAUAUUUGAAGUAAAACAUAAAAGGUAGACUUUAUUGUCAAUAAAUGUCACAGAUUUUCAAAUAAAGAAAAAGAUUGAAAUACACACAUAUACAAACAUUAACUGAACAACAGAAUGUGUAUGGGCAGCAGUGAGAACUCUUGGUUGAUUACUAAGGAGACGGUUACUAGGCUCCUUUUACAAAACCAUCUUGUCAUCUAAUAUACAUGUAGCUAGCAUGUGUACAAAUGAAACGGUCUGAAUUGUGGUUGAAAUCACUUGUUAUUCAAUGGUGAUCAUCAAAAUAUUCAAUUACUAUAAGGAAAUCUAUAAUUCAGUCCCUUUUCAUUAGUGCAUCAACAAAAUCAGAUAUAUCAUCUAGAUUUAUUCCAAUACAAAUGAAACUUUUAAUCAGAAUACUGCUACUACAGCAUUGGAAUGUCCAAGAUAUCGAGCUUACAGAAUACAUGAAAGAAUCUAUCAAAAAAAGGUAGCUCAGACACAAAUGAGAAAAGUGUACUUGUGAUACUUGCAUACAUACUGUAUGCAAAAAAAAAAGAAUGCUGAUAAAGGUUAAAACAUGACAAAAAUAAUGAAACAUAAUCUGCAUUGGGUACUCAUUUUUCUUUGGAACUUAAAAAAAGGGAAGUACAGAAGUAUGCAAUAUAGAUCAAUAUAUUCUAGCACAAAUCAUUAAUUUUGCAUAAGACGAUAAGCCAAGUCUUUGUCAUAGUCAAAGAUGGUAAAAAAAAAACUGCUGAGCAAAUUCCACAAAAUGAUCAACUUUUCUGUACUGCCGAUCCCAGUGUAA